Molecule: messenger RNA, 471 nt
Organism: Asparagus officinalis (garden asparagus)
Lineage: Eukaryota; Viridiplantae; Streptophyta; Magnoliopsida; Asparagales; Asparagaceae
Exons: 1
Coding region: 1-471 (156 amino acids)
Source: RefSeq, a predicted model, not a curated record
AUGGCCAACAACAAGAAGAUAAGCCUGAAGCUUCUGGUCGACAAGCAGCUGUCUCGAGUGGUGAUGGCUGAAUCAGACAAGGAUUUCUUUGAUAUCCUGCUAAGUUUUCUGACAAUGCCGAUGGGGAGUGUCGUCAAACUCGUCGGAAAAGAUUCAUCACUAGGAUGCAUUGGUAAUUUGUACAAGAGCGUUGAGGGCCUCGACAGCCAGCACUUUCAGACUGAGGCUUGCAAAGCCAUGCUGCUUAAUCCUCUGAAUGCGGCGGGACUCCGCUGCGAGGAUUUAGCAGUUAACGUUCACCCAAGAAGGUUCUUCAGGUGUCCGGAAUCAGAUUGCUGCUCCAAAGCCACCUGUUAUUAUAGCUCUGUUCCUAACGUGCGGUGUUCCUGCGGAAAGGAAAUGAGUUAUGCUGACGAGUGGAGAAAAGAAGACAUGAAUGCAGCUGGAGAUCGCUGUUGCAAUUUCAAAUGA